AUGGUGUUACCACCGCCAUUCGACGACGCUUCGAAACAGCGCGCGCUACCAUUGUCAUUAUUAAAGGAUGAGUGAACUGUGCGUCUAAUUAACGAUUCAAGCAUGAUCGUUGUAAUACUGCUCUUCUGCAUCUCGACCGCCAGCUCUGAAGAAGUUGGCACCGUCUGCAAUUCCUGUAUCAAAGUGAAUACAGCUUGCUACAAUGUCUCCUAUCUAUUCGACAUCGAAGCUCCAUUCAGAAACCGAAUCGUCAUCAGCAAACUUGGCAUCCUCAGAUCGACGAACACCCUUUUCUUCAGCUUCGAACCUAGUAUUGAAGACAAAGAGUAUUACAAGGUCGGAUUUAUUAAUUUAGAUAAUCCCGUUAACAUAAGUGUCAUAUCAGGCGAAAAGCAAAUAAUGAACUUUGGCACGUUUGAUUUAGACCAAGAUAAUGAAUUGGUAUAUUUAGGAGGCAGCGACGGUAUCUACUUUCUAGAUACGAAAGUGAACAGAGUAGCACCAUACGGUUCCAGAGGUGAUAUAAUUAUAAGUUUAUUCUAUAAAGGUUACGUCUAUUUUAUAAAAUACGGUGAAUUUAAGAUUACUAAAAAGAAAGGAGAUAAUUUUGACGUGCUAUUCGAUAUGAUGCAAGUUAAGAAUUUUGUUUCCAAUAAGUAUGAUGUAUCGGUGUUACUGUGUGAUUAUGGCCUGUUUGCGAGCAAAAGAGACGAAAUGGUAUGGCUCUCAAAGAACUCAUAUUUUAGAGGAUUAACAAUCGAUUUAGAUAAUAACAUUUACGCUUGGUGGAUAGACGGCAUAUAUAAAGUGAUAAUAGAACCAAAGUUAGCGGAUUCUAGGAUUGUAAAAGUUGCACACAUUCCUUCCAUUGGCGCACUGACGUUUGACAAUGAUAAUAAUUUUCUCUUUACGGUUGGAAAAAGUUUAUUUAGAUUGAUUGAAACGAGCAACACAACUGUUUGUUGAUUUAUACUUAAUUACUAAUAAUAUUAGGAAUUAAUUUGCGGCCUUCGCGUAUAUAUUGCGUUCGCAGAAUUAGAAAUAUAAAUACAUAUAAGAGAUGACAUAUCGUAUUAGCUUAUUAUAUUUUUAUCCUUUGACGUAAUUUUUAUUAUAAAGCAUGCUAAUAGCGAGUUCACAUGACACAAAUACAUAUAUUAUGUUUAUGAAUAAUAAACGAAUGAUUUUCAAAAUAAUUAUAGCUUAUGAAACUAAAAAAAAUAAAUAAUAUUAAACGGAGAACAUAAGGGAAAUUAAAAUUAAAUUGUAUGUUGUAACGAAUAAUGAAAGAUAUCAGUGUAAAUCAUCUACAGCAAUAUUGAGGUCUUGAGUCAGAAGCUGAGAUCUUAAGUAUCUGGUGUUGUCUAUUCGGGUAAUCUUUAUCCAUUAAAUAAAUUAGGUUAAUUCCAUUCUGAGAAAACACAAUCUUAUAACAGAUUGAAAUAAAAUUAGUUUUUAACGGAUUUAAUCGC
Messenger RNA from Vanessa atalanta (red admiral), 1472 nucleotides. RefSeq lists its product as uncharacterized. Bases 103 to 966 code for a protein of 287 amino acids. Lineage: Eukaryota; Metazoa; Arthropoda; Insecta; Lepidoptera; Nymphalidae. The transcript has 2 exons. The record is from RefSeq and is a predicted model, not a curated record.